AAGUUGAGCGCUCUAGAUCGUUCCACGUAUACAAUAAUAUUCCUAAUAAUACUGGAUAAGACCAUUCUAGCUCGAACAACACUGCAACAACAACAACAAUGGAGGUUUGUAUGUCUCUAAAAUCACACUCGCUUCUUCCAUUCAACUCCAAAAACCUAAAACCACUCGAUGACUCAAUCAGACACUCGUUUUCUUCAUCAUCAUCAUCACAAACUCAACGAAAACAGCAGAAGAAGAGAUUAAUGGUGGUUGAAGCGAAAGGAAAACGAGGUGGAGGAGGAAUGCAAGCUCGUCAGUUUCAACGACCCAUGCCUGCUAUGCCCAAGAUUGAAGAUGAUGGAAACCCUAGAUUCGUCAUUUUUAUUCGUAUGGCUAAUGUUUAUCUGUGGUAUCCUGUUAGUAUUGUAGCAGGUGGCACAACAGCAAAAAUCAUGGUCUCAGCCAAAGAUAAUUUUCUUGGGAAAUAUAUAUACAAGGACACUCUAGCCAGAAAUCUUGCAGCAGUUAUUUACAAAGACGAGAAGGCGGUUCAAAAGACGGCAAUUCGACAACAUCGCGUGUUGCGAAAUGCUACAGAAUUUCGAUAUGGCUACAAAAUUGUGGAAGGUACCAACAUAAGAGCGGCACUUGCAAGCAACGAUGUAGUCGAGCUCCCAACCCAAGCCGAGCUGAAAACAGUGCUUGAUAAAGUUGUUGAUUUCUUCGGUGAUGCCAAAGAGUCGUUUGGGAAAUUGACUGAUCUAAAGUCAACAUCCGACACUGAGUCUGAGUCGACGGAAAACGCCAGUGAUAAACCCAAGGUCAAAAGCUGAAUGACAAGGAGAAAGAAGGAUAUGUGGAUUCACUGUACCUUGUUACAAACAAAAUACAGAAGCGGGUUUCGCACCCGAAAUUUUUCUGAAUAUUUUUGCUUUAAAUCUGUGUUCAAUAGACCAACACUUGCUAUUUAUUGUCAAUAGUACAUAAUCGCUGUUAAUCGUUAUGCCUUCUUUAAACGUUGAA
This is a messenger RNA of Helianthus annuus (common sunflower), 1002 nucleotides long. RefSeq names its product protein HHL1, chloroplastic. The record is from RefSeq and is a predicted model, not a curated record. The coding region runs from base 99 to 812 and encodes 237 amino acids. NCBI's taxonomy places the organism in Eukaryota, Viridiplantae, Streptophyta, Magnoliopsida, Asterales, Asteraceae. The transcript is spliced from 6 exons.